AUGGAGCCCAAGAAGCUGGAUUUUAAAGUCUUUCCCCCAGGGGUCACUGUGGGGACUGUCCGCACAAAGUCUGGCAGCACGACCUCACCAUCUGACCACCGCCGGAGCCACCUCGCGGUCCCAGGGUCUGAAUCUGGCGCCGGGGCCGUGGUCUCCUGGCACCGUCCUCUYGCUCUUGCAGGUCUGAUCCGCCUCCUGUCCCUCGCCUUCGUCCUGGUGGCCACCUGGAUCUUCCUUCGCUCCUCCAACAGCUUCARCACCAAAACCCUCCGCCUGCCGCGCUGGAUGGAAACCAAGAAGACCAAGUGCGGCCUCAGCAAGCCCUGCCCGUCCAACUACUUUGCAUUCAAAAUCUGCAGCGGGGCCGCCAACGUGGUGGGUCCCUCCAUGUGUUUUGAAAACCAAAUUAUCAUGAGUCCCGUGAAGAACAACAUAGGCCGAGGCCUGAACAUCGCCCUGGUGAACGGAACCACAGGACAGGUGCUGAGAAAGGACUCUUUCGACAUGUACUCCGGAGAUGCCAAUCUCCUGGUGAAAUUCCUUAAGGAAAUUCCACGGGACACACUGGUGCUGGUGGCCUCCUACGAUGACCCGGGGACCAAAAUGAACGAGGACCUCAGGUCCCUCUUCUCCAACCUGGGGAGUUCCUACGCGAAGCAGCUGGGCUUCCGGGACAGCUGGGUCUUCCUAGGAGCCAGAGACCUCAAGAACAAAAGCCCCUUUGAACAGUUCCUAAAGAGUAACCCAGAAACAAAUAAAUAUGAUGGCUGGCCAGAGCUGCUGGAGCUGGAGGGCUGUGUGCCCCGGAAGGUAUUCUAG
Messenger RNA from Urocitellus parryii (Arctic ground squirrel), 819 nucleotides. RefSeq names its product FAM3 metabolism regulating signaling molecule D (gene Fam3d). NCBI's taxonomy places the organism in Eukaryota, Metazoa, Chordata, Mammalia, Rodentia, Sciuridae. The record is from RefSeq and is a predicted model, not a curated record.